AAAACUGGGGGAAGUUUAUUGAUUUAUUUAAUUUUUUACUACAAAACCCUCGUGAACUAAAAGCAUACUUUUAUUUUACGUAAUUACAUGUGGCAAUCCAAACGCGCAUCCAGAGAAGACGAGAGGGCGGCUAUAAACAAAGCAUAUGUUGUUAUUGUGAUCCAGAGCUUAAUAGUGGUAGAUGUGGGGAUAUCCGUACACGACGUUGCUCGAGCAACAGUGAACUGGUUAACGUUAAUGGGAUAUCUUUGUGGGACAUCUACUCAUCUUUAUGGCUGUGAAAAAGCAGUGGCGUGACACAACAGGCCACCUGGAACCUGUGAUGUUUGUUCAUGUGUUUCUCGGCGUGGUGCAUGAACUUUCCCCAGAUAUCCCCAGAGCUGCGGCGGUGAAACUCGCGGGCGAGAGGAAGGCUGUUUUACUUUUAUCAUGUAGGCGAACUUCUCAGCCAGCGUGCUUUACUCCCUCACAUAUCAGUGGAAGCAGAACUGAACCGAAAGGAUGACUCGCCUGAGGUAACUUAACGUUAGUUCGGCUUGAGUCAGUCGCGCUGACACGGGUAGCUGGUUUACUAGGUGGUAGCUUGAGCUUUUACUCAGCUCUCAUCAGCUAGCCUGACAGUUUUGCUGAAAUGGAAUCCUUCAUCAAAUACUCCAACCAGAGCCAAGGAAGGGACCGUAUUUUCAGGGCCACACAAUAUGCAUGUGCUUUGGCAAAGUACCUGCUUCGCAAUGAUCCGGCGAGAAAAGCGCUGCUGGUGAAGCUGCGGAGUUUGGAGUCGAACAUGAGCUCUGGACGGAAGCUUUUCAGGCUUGGCAAUACUGUGAACUCCAUCGAUGCAGCCAAGAGAACUCUUCUCCUGUCUGACCCUGUGCUACGUCUUUGCCUUACUGUGGCCAACGUCAGCCGUGCCCUUUAUUUCAUUUGUGACAAUGUUCUCUGGGCCAAACAUAUCGGCCUCAUCCAAGGAAUUGAUAAGGACCGUUGGAGCUUGAACGCAAGCAGAUAUUAUUUUGUGUCUUUACUGAUGAAUCUCACCAGAGAUGCUUAUGUGAUGGCUCAGCUCAUGGUGCAAAAAUCUAGGGAAAAGCAAUUUCAGCAGAAGGCCAGUCAGCACCUAAAUGACAGUCCAGAUGUGGCUUGUGUCAUUAUUCCCCAGCUUGAUGCCUUUCUGUUUCUAUUCAUUGAGAGUCUCAGGAGUCACCCAGCUGUUGCUCUCGACACGCUCAAGAAUGCGUGUGAUCUUUUCAUUCCACUUGACAAGCUGGGAAUUUAUCAGACAAAUGCAGGGGUCGUGGGGAUGUGUGGACUUGUCUCUUCCCUUAUAGGGAUACUGUCAGUCCUGAAGCCCAAUCUGAAAAUAAAACCCUAAGGUGAGGAGGGAAAGAAAAAGUUCUAAGCUCCAGUCAGGAAGUUUUUUUUUUUUUUCUCCUCAUGUAAAUUGUAAAUUGUUGUCAAGUUACUUCAGUUAAUGCAAAUAACAUGGAUAAACCAUGAUAAAUAUGGAUAUCAUAAUCACAAAUAAUAUUGGGUUAAUACUAAAAGCUUGCUUGGUUCAGAGAGUUAAAUAGCUAGAGGGUAUGUCUUGUAAAGAAAAUAUGAUAGAUGUGCCCCUUGGCUGUUUAGAAUAAAUACAUUAAAGAUUAUUUGGAUUUUAUAAGAGGAUCCUCUGUCGAAAGCACAAUCUCAGUUCAGAAGUUACCUUAUUUCAUUCACAUUGUUGAAAAAUUUUCCUUAAUUUUUAGCCAGGUGAAACAUGGCUGAUGCUUCUUACUGCCCACCACGUUGCAGGCAUUCUCUUGAGGGCAGGGCUCUGGAGCUCCAGUACUUGAGAGUUGGUAUUGCUGUAGUUUGAUGAUUUUCCUGGUGAUUAAACUCAGCAGUAAAUUACCAGGUUUGGUUGUUGUGCUGGAUUCUGGUCCUCAGUUCCCCAGGGCUGAAGCCAAGUAGUUAGUGGAGUGAUGUAAACGAAAUAAUAAUAUAUAUAAUACAAAUGAAUAAAUGAAAACUGACUGGCUGAAAAAUGACUUUUCCUGACUGGGGCUUUUAAAAGGGUCUGAAAUUUUCAGCCAUUAGUCAUACACUGUAUACUGGGUUUCUGGACAGCCGUAAGGUCCUAGAUUAAAAUAGUCUGAACAAAGUUUUCUAGGGACUUGAAUUGAAAUGUGAAUUUAGUACAUCUUCAUAGUGGAAAUGAGGAGAGACAGUCAGCUCGGAACUAUGAGGAAAGAAAAUCACUUUGUAGCAUCUAAAAAUCAAGGUUAACAUCAGCUUCUGGCAUCAUAUAGCGAAACUUGAUAUUGUGAAAGGGAAUGAAAUCAGUGCUGCAGGACUUGAAUAUAGAAAAGGCCAAGUGCCUAAAUAAAAAUGUUUUGUAUAUCUGAGAUAAUGCUAGUUGACCAAGACACUAUUGUUGAUAUUCUUUGUAUCAUUUCCUUUAUCUAUACUGCCUUUGGGAGAAAAAUGCAUAUUUUAAAUUGGAUCUUUAUAAUUAAUUAAUCUUUGAUAGUGUUUUGGUACUUAUAUAGAUUGCAAAUUGUAUCCAGUGAUUUUGAGACCUGCAAUAAUAAUUAUUCCCUCUGAUUUGAUUCCAGGUAACAGGGGUUCACUUUUUGCUGGAAUAUUUGAUUUGCACAGUCUGCUGACUUUAUAUGUAUCUGUUCAUUUUAAUUAACUUUUAUUGAGGAACAUCAGUGACACCAUAAGGUCCUACCUCUUCCUGAUUCCUGAAUCCUGUUUACCAGUACGUUUUACAGAUGAAAUGCUGUUAAUACUGAGUGUGUUUUAAAGUAUUUUUUUUUUUUUUCCUUAGAUGAAUUGAGUGAGCUAACCCUCUGCUGUGGCCAUUUUUAUUUCAAUUUAAUGCAACUUCAUUGAUACAUUUCUAUGCAAAUUAUUCAGAACAAAUGAGCCUUAUAUAGACUGUUAUGAUGCACAGUUGCAAAUAGAUACAUAUUUUUAAUUUAAACUUUCUUUUUUUCAGAAUAAGUAAUAUACAGUGUAUUGCAUGGAAGCUGUGUGAUUGGUGUUAGUGUGAGGUGAUACUUGUACUUUUUAUGCAGUGUUAGUGUGGCUGUUUAACUCCUAGGCAAUGGACAAUAAUUCAGUAAUACUUUUUAUUUUUCUUCUUCUUCUAAUUGGUUGACAUCUGUUUCAUGUAAGUUUCAAGUAUUAGGGCAUAGAGUCUGGUAAGGAAUGUAAAGCCACAGUUGGAUUGCCUUUUUAUAAAUAAAAUCUCGUUCCUCCGUUUCCUCUCAGAAAUGAGAAUGGAUGUAAAAUCCAGGUUGAAAGUUCCUCGGAAAGAAAAAUGGAAUUCCCACUAUGGUUGGCAGGGUACCUCACAAUGAGGGAAAGGCAUUCAGUCAGCUUCCACACUUUCUUUGCAUGAUCUUCAUUGCGUCAUAACUUCCUAAGUUAUCUUGUUCCAUCUUGUGACACUGAAGAGGUUUUUUUCUCAAUUACUGUGAAAGUAGCAGCAUAUUAAAGUCUUCACAGUAUAAUUCACUUAUAUAUUAGGUUGGAUGCAAAAGUUGCCUUAAGAUGUCUUCUAAAAUUUUAAGGUCAUAAAAUAUCUGAAAAUGUCUUAUUUUGAAAGUAGUUUAUCUUUCUUUUAAAUUCAUAGAUGACAAAAGAACAGACCGAAACGAGCGAAUCAGUAUAAUGAACUAAUUCAGAAUGUAUUGCCUGCCAAAAAUAUCCAGCAAGCAUGACGGGCUAGAGGAUGCAGAACUGAUGUCAAACACUGAGAAUACAUACUAUAUGUCUGUGCAUGUAAUAGAAUUCCUGUAGAAGACUGUUGUGGAUUUAUUGAUUUAUAGAGGAAUCAAAAUAAAUUACUAAGUUCUUUAAA
Molecule: messenger RNA, 3850 nt
Organism: Pygocentrus nattereri (red-bellied piranha)
Lineage: Eukaryota; Metazoa; Chordata; Actinopteri; Characiformes; Serrasalmidae
Gene: pex11a
Product: peroxisomal biogenesis factor 11 alpha
Exons: 3
Coding region: 632-1372 (246 amino acids)
Biological process (GO): regulation of peroxisome size; peroxisome fission
Cellular component (GO): peroxisomal membrane
Source: RefSeq, a predicted model, not a curated record